Messenger RNA from Morus notabilis, 2330 nucleotides. RefSeq names its product glucose-6-phosphate isomerase, cytosolic. The record is from RefSeq and is a predicted model, not a curated record. The coding region runs from base 284 to 1990 and encodes 568 amino acids. Gene Ontology annotation, molecular function: carbohydrate derivative binding; glucose-6-phosphate isomerase activity; monosaccharide binding. NCBI's taxonomy places the organism in Eukaryota, Viridiplantae, Streptophyta, Magnoliopsida, Rosales, Moraceae. Gene Ontology annotation, cellular component: cytosol. Gene Ontology annotation, biological process: glycolytic process; glucose 6-phosphate metabolic process; gluconeogenesis. The transcript is spliced from 25 exons.
AAGACAUCUCUACCCUUUUGCCAAAACGACACACUUUUUGAGUUUGAGGCCAAAGGAAAGGAAGAAGCUUCUCUCCUUGUCUCCUGAUCAACUGCUGCCAAGAAUUUUUCAUCUCUAAUCCUAUCUAUCUCCUUCUCUCCGAUUAUAUAUUAGCACUUUCUUCUCUGUCAUUUCUUCAGAAAGAAAAAAAAUCUGAUUUCCCAGCCGCGACCUUCUUCAAAAUUCAUUGCAGAAUAUAUGCCAUUGGCUUUUGGGGAAUUGGUUGUGAAGGCACACAUUUCAAAUGGCUUCCUCUGCUCUGAUAUCUGAUACUGACGCUUGGAAGGACUUGAAGGCCCGUGUUCAGGAGAUUAAGGCAAUCCAUUUACGCGAUUUGAUGAGCGAUGCGCAGCGGUGCCAGUCAAUGAUCGUUGAGUUUGAUGGGUUGCUUUUGGACUACUCACGGCAGAAUGCCACAGUUGAAACCAUUGGAAAGCUCUUUAAAUUGGCAGAGGCAGCAAAUCUCAAAGAAAAGAUUAACCGCAUGUUCAAUGGAGAGCACAUAAACAGCACUGAGAAUAGGUCAGUGCUUCAUGUAGCUCUGCGUGCUCCCAGAGGCGCAGUUAUUCAGAGUGAUGGGAAGAAUGUGGUCCCAGAAGUUUGGAAAGUUCUGGACAAGAUCAAGGAGUUCUCUGACAGGGUCCGCAGUGGUUCUUGGGUCGGAGCUACAGGAAAGCCGCUGAAGGAUGUCAUUGCUAUUGGUAUUGGUGGCAGCUUCUUAGGUCCUUUAUUUGUGCAUACUGCCCUUCAAACAGAUCCAGAGGCUAGUGAAUCAGCAAAAGGACGCCAGCUUCGAUUUCUUGCAAAUGUUGAUCCUAUUGAUGUUGCUAGAAAUAUCGCUGGGUUAAACCCUGAAACUAGCCUUGUGGUGGUGGUUUCAAAGACUUUCACAACAGCUGAAACUAUGCUGAAUGCCCGAACCCUUAGGGAGUGGAUUUCUGCUGCUCUUGGGCCUUCUUCUGUUGCAAAGCAUAUGGUAGCAGUCAGUACCAAUCUUACGCUUGUGGAAAAGUUUGGCAUUGAUCCCAACAAUGCUUUUGCAUUCUGGGACUGGGUUGGCGGACGGUAUAGCGUUUGCAGUGCUGUUGGGGUGUUGCCUUUAUCUCUCCAGUAUGGUUUCUCGAUUGUUGAGAAGUUCUUAAAGGGAGCGUCAAGCAUUGAUCAGCAUUUUUACUCAGCACCAUAUGAGCAAAAUAUACCUGUGCUUUUAGGCUUGUUGAGUGUAUGGAAUGUUUCAUUUCUUGGAUAUCCUGCAAGGGCCAUCUUACCUUACUCCCAAGCUCUGGAAAAGUUUGCCCCACAUAUUCAACAGGUUAGCAUGGAAAGUAAUGGCAAGGGCGUAUCAAUUGAUGGAGUUCCACUUCCCUUUGAGACCGGUGAAAUUGACUUUGGUGAACCUGGAACAAAUGGUCAGCACAGCUUUUACCAACUCAUUCACCAGGGACGCGUUAUUCCUUGUGAUUUUAUUGGUGUUGUGAAAAGUCAGCAACCUGUUUACCUGAAAGGUGAAGUGGUGAGUAACCAUGAUGAGCUCAUGUCCAACUUCUUUGCACAGCCAGACGCCCUUGCAUACGGGAAGACCAUAGAGCAGUUGCAGAAGGAGAAUGUUCCACAACAUCUUAUCCCUCAUAAGACCUUCUCUGGAAAUCGGCCUUCUCUCAGUCUUUUGUUACCUUCACUGAAUGCUUACAAUAUUGGACAGCUGUUGGCAAUCUAUGAACACAGAGUUGCUGUGCAAGGUUUCAUAUGGGGCAUCAACUCUUUCGACCAAUGGGGAGUUGAAUUGGGAAAGUCUCUAGCUACUCAAGUUAGAAAGCAACUUCAUGCAUCUCGUACCAAGGGAGAACCUGUUCAGGGCUUUAAUUGUAGCACCACAACGUUGCUAACAAGAUACCUAGAGGCAAGUUCGGAUGUCCCUUCCGAUCUUCCAACCCUUCUACCACGGAUAUAGUUGCCUGGAUUUAACAUCGGCUUCCAAAGUCGGCUUUACUUUAAUUUAUCGUAUUUGUGCUUGCGAUUUUCUCAAUGUUGAGCAUAUAUUUGAUAUCCCAUGUACUUAAAUUUGGGAUGUUUUGUUUGGACAAAACUUUUGGGAAGGAAUCCUACAGAGUGUUCUCAAACGUUGCUCAACCGGCACUAGGUUUGUGAAAGAGGCCCAAUAAUCUAGAAUGCUCCAUUCUAUUGGAAACAUUCUUGUAUUGUAGACUGCCCAAUGUAUCAAAUAAUCAAAAUAAACAGUGCCUUUUAACAUUUCUUGCGUUUUUUAGUAAAUGCACACUGCUUGUCCUCUA